CCUUUCCCAAAGCACAACCACAUAAGCACCUGACGCACCUCGACUCACUUCGACCACGGUUUACUACAACCCUGACGCCACGCCUUCCCGAUAAAUACCAGAAAGCAAAAACUACCCCCCCAAAUCAAAAAUUUCUCACCACUUCACCCACACCCUCAAAACCAUGGCCCGCGGCACCGCCCGUGGCGGGGGCUCCCGCAAUCCCGCCAAUCAACCGCGCGCCGUCCAGGUUUCGCGCAAAGUCAGCUGGCUUCUGCGUCACGGCGCUGCGUCUGAGGGCCUGAAGCUCGGGAAGGCUGGGUACGUCAGCGUGGCGGCAGCACUGGACACGCGGAGUCUCAAAGCGCUGCAAGUAUCGUUUGAAGAGCUCCGGGAAGUCGUUGCGACAAACGACAAGCAGCGGUUCUCCAUGGUGCGUGCCGCGACGCUGGAGCAGGGCGAGGACGAGGCGGGUCAAGAGGCGGGCAACGACGACAGCGAUCCCGCCGCCUGGCUGAUCCGCGCAAACCAGGGCCACAGCAUCAGCGUCGACACGGACGGGCUGCUCACCCCGAUCACGCCCGAGGCCGGGAACGUCCCCGCGGUGGUCGUGCACGGCACCGACGAGCGCGCGUGGCCGCUCAUUCUCAGGGGCGGCGGCCUGCGCCGCAUGACGCGGACCCACAUCCACUUCGCGUCCGGGCUGCCGGCCGGAUUCGCACCGCUCGAAGCAUCCGCCGGCGAGGCCGCUGCGCCGGUCAUCUCGGGCAUGCGCGCGAGCUCCUCGGUGCUGGUGUACGUCGACAUCCGCGCGGCGCUCGCCGCCGGGAUCAAGUUCUUCGUGUCCGAGAACGGGGUCAUCCUGUCCGAGGGGAAUGAGGAGGGGGUGCUGCCGUACACGUUCUUCGCGCGCGUGGAGAGUCGGAAGAAGGAGGGGGGCGUGCUGAUGAGCGAGGGGAGGUUGCCCGAGGGCGUGGUGGUGGAUGUGGAGGAGUGGGAGAAGGAGAUGAAGAAUGUGGGUGGGAAGAGGGGCGGGAGAGGGGGGAGAGGGGGACGCGGCGGGGGGCGCGGCGGGAGAGGAGGUGGGAAGGCGAGGGCAAAUGACGAUUCGAGGGACUUGUUGGCCGGGGAGGAGAAGGCUGAUGGUUGA
This is a messenger RNA of Boeremia exigua, 1129 nucleotides long. Its product is annotated as KptA family-domain-containing protein. The record is from RefSeq and is a predicted model, not a curated record. NCBI's taxonomy places the organism in Eukaryota, Fungi, Ascomycota, Dothideomycetes, Pleosporales, Didymellaceae. Gene Ontology annotation, biological process: tRNA splicing, via endonucleolytic cleavage and ligation. Gene Ontology annotation, molecular function: tRNA 2'-phosphotransferase activity. The transcript has a single exon. The coding region runs from base 164 to 1129 and encodes 321 amino acids.